Pseudomyrmex gracilis is the source of this 1701-nucleotide messenger RNA. RefSeq names its product putative ammonium transporter 3 (gene Amt). Gene Ontology annotation, biological process: ammonium transmembrane transport; ammonium homeostasis. Bases 125 to 1681 code for a protein of 518 amino acids. Gene Ontology annotation, molecular function: ammonium channel activity. The transcript is spliced from 11 exons. Gene Ontology annotation, cellular component: membrane. NCBI's taxonomy places the organism in Eukaryota, Metazoa, Arthropoda, Insecta, Hymenoptera, Formicidae. The record is from RefSeq and is a predicted model, not a curated record.
GCCCGUCUUAUCCUGAAUUUUUAACUUGUUUGUCACAAGUACGCUUCGUGCUCUAUCAAUACUCAAGAAACGAAGACGUCGGCAGUCGAUUUUCUAUCGUUGGGGAAACAGUUUAAUCUUCGUCAUGAAUGUGAGUUAUGAAAAGAACGGCACUAAUGUGACCGUUGACAGAUAUAUCAGCUCAAUAUACAAUCUCGGACAAGAGGACAGCAAUUGGAUAGUAACAAGCUCGUUUAUGAUUCUCACAAUGCAAACAGGUUUCGGAAUGUUAGAAUCCGGCUGUGUGUCUCUAAAAAACGAGGUCAAUAUCAUGAUGAAAAACGUAGUCGAUAUCGUCCUGGGCGGUCUGACUUAUUGGAUCUUCGGGUUCGGAUUUAGUUUCGGCAUGUACGAACCGAAUAAUCCGUUAAUCGGCAUCGGAGGUCUGCUCAUAGAUCCUCCCGUUGAUGACGAAUACAUGGGUCCUAUGUGCGCCGCGUUUCUGUUUCAAUUGAGCUUCGCCACCACCUCGACGACCAUCGUCAGUGGUGCUAUGGCCGAACGGUGUAACUUCAAAGCGUACUGUCUCUUUUCGUUUUUGAACACUAUCGUGUAUUGUCUGCCGGCCGGGUGGGUAUGGGGCGAUCACGGGUUUCUUAAGCGCAUGGGAGUCGUUGAUAUCGCCGGCUCGGGACCGGUGCAUCUCGUCGGCGGUGUUUCAGCGCUUGCUUGCGCUAUCAUGCUGGGUCCUAGGAUAGGAAGAUACGACAACGGAAUCGAUCCCCUACCGCUCGGAUGUCCCGUGAAUGCAAUCAUGGGUUUAUUCGUGUUAUGGUGGGGCUGGUUAGCGUUUAACAGCGGUAGCACUUACGGAGUGACCGGCGAACGAUGGCAAUACGCCGCUCGAGCGGCUGUUUCGACAAUGAUGGGCAGUAUGGGGGGCGGUCUGGUCGGGUUGGCGUUCAGUUUGAACAACCCAAAUGGAAUUGACAUACUUAGCCAAAUAAACGGUAUUCUUGGAUCGCUCGUUUCAAUUACCGGUGGGUGUUUUCUAUACAGAGCUUGGGAAGCGAUGGUAAUCGGCAUGGUGGGCGCUUUUAUCACUUGUACCGUGAUGCCACUGAUGGAUAAAAUACAUAUAGACGAUCCUGUUGGCGCAGCUGCCACUCAUGGCGCAAGUGGUAUCUGGGGAGUUAUCGCGAUCGGUUUAUUUGCUGAUAAUCCGUAUCCUCUUGAUACUACCAAAGGAAGGAAAGGUUUAUUCAAAGGUGGUGGCUGGUAUCUGCUAGCGGUACAAAGUUUAUCCGCGCUUUGUUUAACAGUUUGGAGCUUCAUUAGCUCCGUUGUACUAUUAUGGAUCGUAAACAAGAUAAUACCGAUCCGAAUGUCGGUUUACGAAGAGGUUCUCGGAGCGGAUCUUGUCGAGCAUAGAAUACGUCAUUCAAAAAUAGGUGUGAGUCGCGCCAUGUCGGCGCUCCGACCGUUCACUAUGGAGAAGACAUUGAAGAACGUACAUCCAGUUGGCAUAAAUCCCGGUCAUGACUCGUAUCUUGUUCAGCAUAAAAAAAGAAAGUUGAACAAUUUUGCAAAAUCUGGAAAACAACAGUUGUCGAGGAAGCUGAUGAAAAACGUUUCUCAAAUCAAAACAAUCGCGGACUUGACAAUAUCCGCGGAAAAACCGCAGUUUGCUUGGAUAAAUUAAGGAAAUAAAACAAAGAAUCG